AUGGCUGUACUCGUAUCAAGACUUGGGUUCCGAAUGGGCAUUUCAAAUUUGGAACGAGCAGCUGCUGUUUUAACCACAAGUGCAUCUAGUCGUAGCAAGCCACUUCACACUCAAUCCACCUGCAAUGGAACGGUGUGCUACUUACAAACAUUCCAAGACGCGAAGGACGUUGAUGCUGAGCGUAUAAGAGGUCUUCGGAGCUACAGCAAGCAAUAUGGUAGACCAGAAGAGGAUAGAAGGAAACAGGACAACGAUAGUGACUCAGACUCCGAUACUGAGAGCAAGGGGUUCGAGAGGUCAGAAUUUUGGCGCCGCAAAAUGCGUACAGUUCACAACAUUCUAGACGUAGACAAAGACGGACUCAUCUCAUGCAACGAUUUCGUUCUCUUUUCCGAACGAUUCAAGUCGCUCGGUAACUUGGAUGAUAAGCAGGCGAAGGAAUUCACACAUAUAAUCAAGUUGACAUGGGAGGAGCAAUGGGGAGCAAUAGACCCUUACAACUAUGUGACGGUGGAGCAGUAUUUAGAUGAUAUGCAUCACGUCCUCAAUGACAAAACGCUCAAGAAGCGCGCACAUCGGUGGUUGCCCUAUCUUUUUAAGGCUGUCGAUAAGGAUCAAUCUGGGUACAUAUCUGUACACGAGUUCAAAUUGUUCUUCCAAUGUCUUGGUCUGAGCAAUGAACACGCGGCCGUCGCCUUCGCUGUCAUCGAUACGAAUGGGACAGGGCUAAUAGCUAGGGAAGGGUCCAGUACUUACGGGGAUGGUAAUCCAUCCCUCCUUUUGAAAGCAUGGCAGCUUGGGCACUUUUUAGGUGGCGAGGAUUUGGUGAGCGUGUCGGGCUGCGGGUUCUUUCCCUGUCGCUGA
Messenger RNA from Pieris macdunnoughi, 864 nucleotides. NCBI's taxonomy places the organism in Eukaryota, Metazoa, Arthropoda, Insecta, Lepidoptera, Pieridae. The record is from the annotation of a GenBank genome assembly.